AUGAAGAAUUCGCUUCAUACUUUCGUCGUCUCUCUCGUCUCUGUGAAUAAGAUGACGAACGAACGAGACGUACUCCAAACCUUCCUGAGCUCGCAUAAUUUAUCGCACUUAUUUCAAAACCUGGUUGAAUUCGGCAUCGACUCUUUGGACGCGUUGAAAUACGAGCGAGACUUGCGAGGUUUGUGCGAGGAUAUCGGGGCGAUGGUUGUGGACGCCGAGCGGCUCGAGCUGGCCAGGAAGAGUUUAUCAUCAGAGGAGGAGGAGAACGUGAAGAAACGAGAGCCUGAAAAGCUUAAAACCACGAGCGCGAAAGAAGCCAUCGAACAAGCCAAGCUCGCGAUGAAAGCGAGGACGGAGAACGUGAGCACUUCUGAUGGACAACGAAAGUUACGGGAGAGUCUGUUGGAGAAGCAAAGCGGGGGAGUAGGGGUCGGAGAACGACACCAACACGGAAAGAUCGAGAAGCAGUUGACGAAACACAUCGAACCGUUUACGCGAGAAGAAGUCGAGAGAAUGCUCGAACAAUGCAAAAAGAAGAUGUUCUUUACGAUUUUUAAGCUUCCGAAAGCACCCGUGGAUGAUUUGACGGGGAAGUGCGAAUGGAGAGGGCAUCCGGCGACGAGCGGGAACGCGGUGUUGUUGGAGAGCAAGAUGGUGCAGAUGCGAUUGAUGAAGACGAAAGAGGUUGAUGAGAGCUUAGGAGACGCGUGUGAAAGGUGCACAGAAGAUAUCAAAGAAUUGACGCGCGUAUUUAGCGACCAGAAGUUACGGAACUCGAUUUUGAAGAGGGAAGUGGAGAGACGAGUCGAGGAGUUGAUAGCGGAAGGGAAUGAGGAUUUAGCGGGUGGGUUUGUGACGGUGACUGGAAUUCAUUACGGCACCGGAGCCGCCGCAGCGGCAGCAAAACAAGCCGAGGAGGAGGAUUUCUCCGAUGUGUACGGCGGUGAAGGCCCGAGAGCGUUGCGUUUUCCGGGCGCGCGUUUGCCACCAUCGGCGAAUGAAGAUGGAUUAGACAAGAUUGACCGAUUAUACCGCGACCUCGAGACGAAUAAGACAACAACAAAUAGCAGAAAGAUUGAAGACGAAGAAACGAAGGGUAACAACACAGAUAGCGGGGUAGACUUAGAAGCCAUUAGAAACAAGUUGAAAAGGAAGAAACCAAAGUUCAUGUGA
This is a messenger RNA of Bathycoccus prasinos, 1173 nucleotides long. RefSeq lists its product with no specific name. The record is from RefSeq and is a predicted model, not a curated record. The transcript has a single exon. Lineage: Eukaryota; Viridiplantae; Chlorophyta; Mamiellophyceae; Mamiellales; Bathycoccaceae. Bases 1 to 1173 code for a protein of 390 amino acids.